AUGGGGUGCACUAGGAAACAGACAGACCCCCUCGGCACCCCCAGACCAUCGGGGACCGGGGCGGAGCACUCCAUCCGCUCCUAUCUCACCACGCCAUGGGACCUCGAUCUGACACCAGGCUCGACCGCGGACUCACCCCCAGUAACUCCCGUGCAAUUCUCCCCGACACCAUCAGACCCACCUGACACUCAGGGGGCACUGGAGAGUGACCUCAGAGCCAUCUUACCCACCCUACUCACGAAGGCAGACCUAGAGGCGCUGUCAGACUGCCUCAGCCAGGUGAUCCGCUGUGAGCUGUCCCAGGUGAAGGCUGAUAUCGCCAACAUGGAUGCCAGGCUGACAGUAACAGAAGCAGACACACGGGCCCUCUGCGAAGAAACCGAUGCUGCGGUCUCCACGAUCACAGGCUGCGAAGCGAGCCUGACCCAUAUCACAACAUGGGUCGACGACUUAGACAACAGGAGCCGCAGAAUGAACCUCAGGGUGCGUGGGGUCAGAGAAAUGGGUCCCAAUGAAAACAUCCCAGAGAUCCUCCUCACGGUCUUCAGCCUAGCCUUGGGGGGACAACAACCCAGAAUAGGCCUUGUAUGA
Messenger RNA from Pelobates cultripes (western spadefoot toad), 591 nucleotides. NCBI's taxonomy places the organism in Eukaryota, Metazoa, Chordata, Amphibia, Anura, Pelobatidae. The record is from the annotation of a GenBank genome assembly.